This is a messenger RNA of Girardinichthys multiradiatus, 2013 nucleotides long. RefSeq names its product orthopedia homeobox a (gene otpa). Lineage: Eukaryota; Metazoa; Chordata; Actinopteri; Cyprinodontiformes; Goodeidae. Gene Ontology annotation, biological process: regulation of DNA-templated transcription; neuron differentiation. The transcript has 3 exons. Bases 129 to 1142 code for a protein of 337 amino acids. Gene Ontology annotation, molecular function: DNA-binding transcription factor activity, RNA polymerase II-specific; DNA binding. The record is from RefSeq and is a predicted model, not a curated record.
CCACAAACCGAAUUUGCUUUCAUUUAGGCUAUAUAUUUUUCUUAAAUAGGUUAAAGUCAUAGAGAUUUUUUUCAUUUUUUAUUUUUUUUCGUGUGUGGGAAUAGCAUUUCGCCCUGGAGCGGUGCGCAAUGCUUUCUCAUGCCGACCUCCUGGAUGCUCGCCUCGGUGAGUUAUCGUCACCAAACUCCGGUCUCCAACUCUACUGGAUGAAGGAUGCUGCAGCGGAGCUCCUGGGCCACAGGGAGGCUCUGAAAUGCAGGCUCGGCGGCGGCGGACCUGACCCGGGACACUCCGGGGAGCUCGGCCCCGGUCCGGACGGCGUGGAGGGAGCUACGAUGCUCCCCGGUGACGACAUCAGCAGCGGCGCCGGAUCCAACCCGGUGCAGGUGAACAGCAAGGAGCAGGAGAAGCAGCAGCAACAGCAACAGAACAACAGCAGCGGAAGCAACCCAAACCAGUCCGGAGGGCAGCAAAGCCAGAAGCAGAAGCGGCACCGGACCCGCUUCACCCCGGCGCAGCUCAACGAGCUGGAGCGCAGCUUCGCCAAAACGCACUACCCAGAUAUCUUCAUGCGGGAGGAGCUGGCUCUGAGGAUCGGCCUGACGGAGUCCAGAGUGCAGGUCUGGUUCCAGAACCGACGCGCUAAGUGGAAGAAGCGCAAGAAGACCACCAACGUGUUCAGAGCACCGGGAACGCUCCUGCCCACGCACCACGGCCUUCCCCAGUUUCCGUCCGCGGCGGCCGCAGCGGCGGCCAUGGGCGACAGCCUCUGCUCCUUCCACGCCAACGACACCCGUUGGGCCACGGCGGGGAUGCCUGGCGUGUCUCAGCUGCAGCUACCGCCCGCUCUGGGCCGCCAACAGGCCAUGGCGCAGUCCCUGUCCCAGUGCAGCCUCGGCGCGGGGCCGCCGCCCAACUCCAUGGGUCUGUCCAAUAUGUCGUCCAACGGCUCCGGGCUGCAGUCGCACCUCUACCAGCCCACUUUCCCCGGAAUGGUGCCCGCGUCUCUCUCCGGCCCGACCAACGUGACCGGCUCGCCUCAGCUGUGUAGCUCCCCGGACAAUGACGUCUGGAGAGGGACGAGCAUCGCGUCGCUGCGCCGCAAAGCGCUGGAGCACACAGUGUCCAUGAGCUUCACUUAGUGCCGGGGCUGCUGGGAGAAGAGAUUUUCUUUCUGCAUUUAGUUCUCUUGCAUUCAGCCGGAAAAAAACAAAACCAGGAUACUUCUUCAUCCGCAGGCACCUGGCUCCUUAUUUUUCCUCCACAAAUACGAGGAGAAGAGACGCUCUCCAUCAUGCCUGCCGGCCUUUUAUCAACCACGGGGCUGGUUCCGUUUAAAGCUAUAAUUUAUUAUUUCGCAUGUGGCCUCUGUCUAUUUAUUUGUCUAUUUAAAUUAACUUAUUGGUUUGUUGGGUAUUUAUUUGGGCACGGGCUCUCGGUGACAUUCGCUCGCUCUGUGACUGAUUGUUUCUGGGGAAACCUCCUGGAGAUGCUUCAGAACACAACAAGGUUGCAGAUUUCACUUUUCCUCCUGCUGCCAAAGGGCCAAAGGGGUUGCACACUGAAAGUGCCAAAGCAAAAGCAAUUGCUCGGAGGUUUCAAAGACUGAGAACUAAAAGUCAUCUACUACCAGGAGAGAGAAAUGAUCUGAUCUAUCAGGAUUUAGGACAACCUGGAGAAUACCUUGACUGCAUGUGCUGUCAAAAGCAAAAUAUAAUAAUGACAAUAAUAAUAAUAAUAACGAUAAAUUAAAAAUACAAUAAAGGAGGGGGAUACUUUAAAGUAAGACGUGGAAGCUGACUUAACUAUAACCUGUUCUAUAGGAUGUUUUUUGUGUAGCGGAAGCACUCUUGUUCCCAUUUGGUCAGUUUGUGAUAACCUAUGUUUCCAGAACUCUGUCUGUGCUUAUGAUCAAAUAUGCCUUUCUUUAAUGUUGGAACCUUUUUGUUUCAUGGACAUGUUUAUAUCAAUUCAGUGUAAAUGAGCCAAUAAAAACCAUUUUCAAUAACGUCA